Silurus meridionalis is the source of this 543-nucleotide messenger RNA. RefSeq names its product C-C motif chemokine 8-like. The record is from RefSeq and is a predicted model, not a curated record. Gene Ontology annotation, molecular function: chemokine activity. The coding region runs from base 83 to 379 and encodes 98 amino acids. Gene Ontology annotation, biological process: immune response. The transcript is spliced from 4 exons. NCBI's taxonomy places the organism in Eukaryota, Metazoa, Chordata, Actinopteri, Siluriformes, Siluridae. Gene Ontology annotation, cellular component: extracellular region.
UCAGUAAUAAAAGAGAGGCAUCCUCACAAUUAACAAGCAUUAGCUAAAACCUAUCACCUGAGUGAUCAACCCACUGAGAAUAAUGGAUUGCAAGAAUUGGCGCACUUUUUUGAUUGUGCUGCUUGCGCUUUCUGGAAGCAUCACCCCUGCAUCUGGUACCUAUCGUCGACCUUCCAAAGUUGGACUCGUGUGCUGUGAGGCAGUUUCCAGAGCAAUGAUACCGGCUCAUGUAGAGCUUACUGCAUACAUGCGCCAGAAUGCCCUGAAACCUUGUGUGGAAGCUAUCAUAUUUUUGUCUGAGAAUGAAAAAUAUUGCUCGGACCCUGCUGCACGCUGGAUCUCAAAGAAACUGAAAGGUUUGAAACAGAUCAAGGACUGAAAAUGCCAGACAACUUGCUUGCAGCAGCUUUCCUGAUUUUUUUUCUGACACAUAUUAAGAAAAGGUUGCAUUACUUUUAUUUUUACUAAUUUUGCAUUAUUCCUUAUAUUGUUAUGCCACUUUGUGCAUGGACUAUUAAUAAUAAAAUUUUAUUUUGAAUUUAA